AAGUAGUCUCCAAAAAAUAUUUAAAUCACAAUAAAUUCCUUAAACUAAAAUAAUAACACCUAGGGGACUACCAAGACAAAAUAUAAGCAAUGGGCAGCUCAAUGAGGAACACAACCAUUAGCCAAGAUUAUGGAAGUAUCUUUAAGCAUUCAAUCACAGGGGAUCGUGAAUCAAAAAAGAAGUCGGUGAUGGUUUCCCAGUCAAUGAUCGAAGAAGCUAAGGGCAAGAAGAAGGAUACUUUGCACUAUUACAACGUGGAGACACUAGCCGAUCUUCAGUACCGAUCCCAGAUUAAGGUCGUGGAGAAAGUCGAUGGUGAGGAAGUGGACAUGACUCCCAAGCCCAUUCCAAACGACACAUACGUAGAGCAGUUUAUGAAGUACAAUCUGAAUGUGCUAAACCAAAUGACGAACUUCACAACGAUGGCGGGUAGGAACGUGACCAGAUCUCGCACCCGGUCCAGCGUGCGGGCCGGAAUAGGCGGCAACAAGCAGUCCAUCGACGAUCUGAUGAAUGGGGUCAUGUACGAAACUAUAAACUGGGAUCCGUACAGCACCUCCGAGCCUGUCGAAGCGACGUACGUACCGAAGCCCUACACUAAGUCCUUUUUGAAGAUCACACUACGAAAGUCAGACUUCUUCGAGCUACACAGCCAGCCACAGACGACGUAUGCCAAGGGUUCGACAGAGGCCGAUGAAACGGAGCGAGACAACCGCAACUACGAGUAUCUGACUGUGGGCAAGGGCAAGAUUCGGCGCCGCUCCGACAAUGAUGCCCAAACAGAUACUCUGCUCUUCACCACACGGGCCGUCAACACCAUCCUGUUAACCAAAGCCACCGUAAGCUCAUACGUCUCAAACUUUGAGAUGUACGACACGCUAAACAAUGUGAGCAAUGUUGCUACGGCCACGAUGGGUUCGGUCAAGGACCUGCCUUCGGCGAUGGGUCAGGCGGAGGAGGAUGACGCCUUGGAGGACGACGAGGCCGUGGCCGAGAUGGACAAGGUCUCCGCCCAAAUAGAACGACUGUUACGAAACCCUGAGUUCCGUAACGCCAUCAUGUACAUGGGUCGCACGCUCUCUAGCAACACAAACGAGGCAGGGCUGCGGCGCUUCCGUAACUUCGAUCAGGUUCAACGCUGGAACGAGAAGGCCGAGUACGUCUACUCGAUGAACUUGCUCUUUCGGUUAAUACCGACGCCUAGCAAGGAUGAGCGGAAGGCCGUCAGUGACAUAGAUUUCUGUCGCAGCAAUGGGGACAUCCUAGCCGUGGCCUACGGAUUGUAUUCUUUUUCAUCGCAGCACGUACCCACCUCGGGUAGUGUUUUCCUGUGGAGCAUUAAGAAUCCUGGCGAGCCAGAACGUGCCUAUUACUACGAUGUGCCGGUUACGGCCAUUAGCUUCUCGCCUUUCUUGCCCUCUCUUCUGGCCAUCGGGCUAUACGACGGCAGCGUCGAGGUGCGGGACGUCAGCAGUCUCCAGGAUCUGCCCAUCGCCGUCUCGCAGCGCAGCACAUCUCCUGGCUCUGCUCCGGUGGUGGCCAUUCGCUGGAUAAAGCAGGUUUCCGAUGACGCCGACGAAGCGGACAUCGACCCGUUCUUAAGCCUUUCUCAGGACGGCUCCGUUACCCGAUUCCGCAUCAUUAAAAGUCCCUACUUGUUGGGCUUUACACAGAUGAUUCUGGAGCGGGUCGAGGGGCACCCCGAAGGCAUCUUCGUGCACCCCUCUUCGCGCAUUCCCUGCGAGUCCAAUCGCCGUCCGCAGGGCCUGAGCAUUACCACUCACCCGCUGCACAAGGACAUCUAUUACGUGCUCACCGAUGAAGGCUGCAUCCACAAGUGCUCGAUCAACUACCAGCACCAGUAUCUGGAAGUUUUACGAUGCCACGACGGCGGAGUCACCGUAAUGGAGUUCUCUCCGUGGUCACCUAAACUCUUCCUCACCUGCGGCAAUGACUGGUUCGUGCGCAUCUGGAUCGACGGCAUAACGAGGCCCUUGCUCGAGUUGCAGGAUGAGAUGACGCCAGUGCAUUGGGCCAAAUGGUGCCCAACUCACUCCACGAUAAUUGUGUCGGUAAACCGGGAGACCGCCAACGUCUGGGAUUUUCGACGUAAUUUGUUAAGGCCCAUGUCUAAGCACAAGAUGGACUCGUCGUUUAACACCGUGGCAAGGUUUUCUCACUGUGGUCGCACAUUGGUUAUUGGCAACGAACGUGGCAACACACUUUUCCAAGCCCUCAAUGAUAUGCCCUUUUCGCCACAUUUUCAGUAUGACGAGUUAGAGAAGGCCAUCUUCAAGGCGAUUGGCAGCAACCGCGAGCUGUUCAUGGAGCUCAAAAGCAUCGGCUUCUUUGGCUAUCCUGACAAAAAAGCUGUUUUCUAGAGUUGAAGGUUUGAUUUGUGAAUAAAGAACAUGUAAGC
Molecule: messenger RNA, 2419 nt
Organism: Drosophila eugracilis
Lineage: Eukaryota; Metazoa; Arthropoda; Insecta; Diptera; Drosophilidae
Gene: Dic61B
Product: dynein intermediate chain 4, axonemal
Exons: 6
Coding region: 90-2381 (763 amino acids)
Biological process (GO): cilium movement
Cellular component (GO): axonemal dynein complex
Molecular function (GO): dynein light chain binding; dynein heavy chain binding
Source: RefSeq, a predicted model, not a curated record